Molecule: messenger RNA, 1945 nt
Organism: Pseudomyrmex gracilis
Lineage: Eukaryota; Metazoa; Arthropoda; Insecta; Hymenoptera; Formicidae
Exons: 7
Coding region: 124-1209 (361 amino acids)
Source: RefSeq, a predicted model, not a curated record
CAGGUGAUUACGGAAUGCCACCAGAAAUGCGUUUUAAUUAAUAAAACACAUAAAUUUUGCCGGCGCAACACGAUAUCAUCAUUUAAUUACGCAGGUGUGAAAAGUAUCGCGAAAUUGUUCAACAUGUCUCGUCCAUCAAGAUUAACGCAGCCCAGAUAUUCGUUGCAGAAGCUACGUGUUGUCGAAGGAACGAAAUGGGAACGUCCGUUUCCUAAACCGAAGGCGCACUGGAAGAAGCUUUGCGACGACGAAGAGAAGAAAUGUUUCAGACCGCCGGCUUGUAAUUCCCGUUUGCUGAGACGCGCGUUACCGCUCGAAUCCUACAAUCUCGUCGCGCCGUUGCUGGGCAUGCCGAUCUGGUGGCCGAAGAAAAAAAGAGUCAAGAGCGCGGUCGAGGUCGAGGCCGAAAUAGAAGCGGACGAGGAAAUGGAAGACGAGAUCCCAUUCAGUCUGGUGGUGCAUCCUCCGACGACCAGAGACAUUUCGACGAACGGAGAUGAGCAUAAAGUAGGUCAGGUCAGAUCGAAUCCUUACGCUCUCUUUUUGAGAAAACCGCGACGCAAGGUUGUAACUUGGCGUCCUUUAACGGCGGCCGAUCUCAAAGGCUACGAUCCCGAGGCCACGCUCGAGAUGCGAGCGAGAAACAUUACGGACAGGAUAUGCCGUGACUUCUGUCAGUGGUUGCGCAGUUUAGGCGGCGCCGAGAAAAUUCUCGACGAGGAGGUCCUCCGAGAAAUGUUCGAAAUUGACUUUACGGCCGAGGCGAGCAGAACAAUGCAGAUAUCGAUGAAGGAAAUGCCGAUGGUGCCGAACAAGAUAGCCGAGCUGAGACAAUGUCCCGAAGCGGGCGAGUUCACCAUGACCAGGAAACACCUGCUCAGAGACGCCAAAGCCGAGAGUAAGCCGGCCAAAACAAUGGCGUUUGGUACCUCGAUACCCUGGGAGCAUCAAUUUGUAUCGCCCCGGAAUCGGGUGUGGGAGAGAUGGUUGCGGUGCGAGAACGUGAUGCGGGAUCUAGAGACGAUGGAUGUGGUCUGGAAGGGCAUCACGCAUUUGGACAGCGUGAGGACCUUCGCCAAAUGGCUCCUCGAGCACAAGAAAAUGUCGCUUCCGGACGCGCUGAUGAGCGCGACGACCGAUACCGCGAAACAGGUGAUGAUCGACGACGAGAGGGUGGAAGCGAACGAAACGGCGGUUUUAAAAUCGUAAUCGACGUAAACGGCAGCUUUGUAAUCGAGCGAUCGUCGUCAAUGUAACGAUCGACGACGGGAAAAGGGGCGUAGUGAGAAGAAAUUGUCGAUCGCGACACACUCGAAGCGCUCUCUGGGUUCCGCCAUCGCGCCAAAUACGGCCCGUGUAACCGAUACGACCGCACGAUGACACGACGCAGAACGCCCAUUUCCUGUAUGCGGCGAACGGUUAACCUCCGUAGCCGCCGUUCGACGCUUCAAUCGCGAACAAUUCCCGGCGAAAUUUCGACAAACGUUCAAUUACGAGAUCUAAUUUUCGGCUAAUGAUCGUCGCGUUUCGUUUUCGGCGGCGCGGCGACGUUUCGUACCGCGGAGGCGCGCGUUUAACGCGGAGUGGUAGGAAAAUCAAGUUGCUUUCUCCGCGCCGUGGGGCUCUCGGAAUCAAAAUGUAUGGAUCAUUAAAAGGCGCGCGAACGGUUACCGGGCCAUCAUUCCUGAUUUGGUGUGUAGAUUGGAUUAACAGUCCGAUUUCACGGCGCGAAUUAAUUCAUUGGCAGCCGCGCGGCGUAGCGCAAUCGACUAAUGCCACGUAUUUCGGCUGCAUCAAUUAUCGAUCAUUCAAGCCUCAUUCCACCGAACUCGAUUAAGCGCAGUCGUGUGAUAAUCAUUGUAAUAUUAAUAUAAUGAUAUAUACAUUUGCUCAUCAAUAACGUGGUGUAACAGCUCAUCGGGCAUUGGGAAGAAACGAAAAAAAA